GGGGGGGGGAGGGGAGUAAACAAGACUUCGUGGUUAUAAUAUUCAGCUGGAUUUUGUUCUGCUUCCAACUUCCCUAUUCUCUACGCUUUGCUUAACAUGCAGCCCCAUAACAUUUUCUGGAUGAGAACUCACUGAUUAUUUUGCAACCUUUUGGCUCUUAAAAAAGGUUUUUAAAAUUCAGUGGACAUAAAGAUCUUGAUUUCCGAUUAAAUUUGGCAGCCGUUAUUGCUGCGAUAGAAUUAGAAGAUGGCUGCAUGCAGCCGAGUCCUAGAUUGGAGCUGGUUUUGGCAAAAAUUGAUUGGAUUUUGGUAAUCGGUAGCAUUGCGCCAGAGACUCCUGAACAAGCUGAUUGGAUUCAGCUUUCAGGUUAUUGGAUAUUUAAUACAGUCAAAUAAAGAUCGCCUCAAGACAGACCAUGAAACAUUAGGAAACUAGCUGCUACUGUCUUUUUCCAGGAUGCUUAGUCUUGCCUGCAUGAUUAGAAUUUUCUGGUAAUCUUUCUUCCGAUUACUGACCAGGUCCAACCUUGCUUAACUUUCUGGGGUCAGCCAAGGUUGGCUAGGUGUUGCCAACUGACAAGCAAAACAAAUGAGUUCAACCUUAAGUCAGUUGAAGAACAUUUUUGUUCAUCCUUUGAUGUUGUAUGCAAAUCAGUGCAAGUUAAUGACUCAACAAUGGGGUUCCAAAAUACAUAAUUUCUUCAGUUAUAGCAAAUUAAUGUUGCCUUAAGACAUCACCAACUGCUCUCUUAGGUAAUGUACUAACUUCAGCAGUAUAUCACCAUGGUAACAAAGCAAACAUACUUCAGAAACCAGGAAAUAGAAUAUUGCAGUUGGAUACAGUUUAACCUACGUACUGAAACAUAAAAGUCAGGUAAUGGCUUUCUUCGGAUUAACUUUUCUAGGUCCUCAGGAUCCCUUUCGUGAUAAAAAACUAUCAAUACCAAAAUAUGAAAUGCCAGUGGGAACAAUCCCUCCCAAAUUGGAACUUUUCUACCCAAAGCUCCCACCCAUUGGACAAUUUGGAUAUGAUGACGGCACUGGAUACCAGGGCAGCCAUGAGAAAUAUCACGAGGCUAUCAGACAGAAGCGGCUCAAGAAAUACCCCAAUCAAGAAUACAGGGUAUCACUAACUUGUGGACAAGAUAUUGGUUGGUUGCAGCCCAAGAAUCCAUCAAUCAAGCUAGAAGAUACAUUACCUUGGAUAAAGGUGGCAAGGCAUCCACUGCUGCGGAGUCCCAUGACCAAGUUUGUAGACUACAUGGCAAUCACUGAUCCUCUCUUUAGCCUGUUCUGAGUGCAGGUUCCUGAAGCCUAAGAAGCAAGCAGGAGAGCCCCUUCACCGGGAGAAUAUGUGGAAUUAAUGAGUUCGUUCUCUCUCCUGUAAGAGGCCGAGACCUUUUUGUGGUGUUUCAAUAAAUCCAGAGCAGAACAAAAUUCAGCCUCAAUCUAGAAGGAGGGCUGUUUUUCAUGCAUUAGAAAAGCAUUUUUAUUUAUACAGUAGCAUGUUACUCAUUACAUCAGUGUUCCUUAUUUACUUAUUAUUUACCAAAUGUACGCCCCCAUUGCAGUCUGAUAAUUCUCAGUGGUUUAUAGUGCAUUCAGGGAAAUAACAAAUAUCCAUGGCAGGGUUAAAACAUCUUAACAAAAAAACAAAAUGGUAUAGGAAAAUAACAAUUGCA
This is a messenger RNA of Thamnophis elegans (Western terrestrial garter snake), 1681 nucleotides long. It is a transcript of the gene SPMIP11, whose product is annotated as testis expressed 49. The record is from RefSeq and is a predicted model, not a curated record. Bases 877 to 1296 code for a protein of 139 amino acids. The transcript has 4 exons. NCBI's taxonomy places the organism in Eukaryota, Metazoa, Chordata, Lepidosauria, Squamata, Natricidae.